AUGGCUCCCCAACUUGACGGCUACUUCAAGCAGGUCGACACCGAUGCCGACCACUUCAUCGAGCGCCUCAGGAAGGCCGUUGCGAUCCCUUCGAUCUCUGCCGACGUCGCGCGCCGUCCCGAUGUCGUGAAGAUGGGCGAGUGGCUCGCCGCCGAGCUCAAGUCUCUUGGCGCUUCCGUCGAGCUCCGCCCCCUCGGCGAGCAGCCUGAUAAGCCCGGCCUGCAGUUGCCCCCCGUUGUGCUCGGUAGAUACGGAAACGACAAGAACAAGAGGACUAUCCUAGUCUACGGUCACUACGACGUCCAGCCCGCCGAGAAGAGUGACGGCUGGUCUACUGAGCCUUUCGAGCUCUCCGUCGACGAGAAGGGCCGCAUGUUUGGUCGCGGUUCUACCGACGACAAGGGACCCGUUCUCGGCUGGUUGAACGCCAUCGAGGCUCACCAGAAGGCCGGUAUUGACUUCCCCGUCAACCUGCUCAUGUGCUUCGAGGGUAUGGAGGAGUACGGCUCUGAAGGUCUCGAUGAUCUUAUUGAGGCCGAGGCUAAGAAGUACUUCGCCGAUGCCGACGCCGUCUGCAUUUCCGAUAACUACUGGCUUGGAACUGAGAAGCCUUGCUUGACCUAUGGUCUGCGUGGCUGCAACUACUACUCUGUUGAGAUCUCCGGCCCCGGCGCCGACCUCCACAGCGGUGUCUUUGGUGGUACUGCCCAGGAGCCCAUGACCGACAUGGUUCGCGUCUUGGGUUCCCUGGUUGACACCGACGGCAAGAUCCAGAUUCCCGGUAUCAUGGAGCAGGUUGCUCCUGUCACUUCUGAGGAGGAGGGUCUCUACGAUGGCAUUGCCUUCACCAUGGAGACUCUCCAAGAGUCUCUCGGCAGCAAGACCACCAUCUUUGAGGACAAGAAGCCUACUCUCAUGGCGAGAUGGCGUUACCCCUCUCUCUCCCUCCACGGCAUAGAGGGAGCCUUCUCCGCCCCUGGCGCGAAGACCGUCAUCCCCGCCAAGGUCACUGGCAAGUUCUCCAUCCGUACCGUGCCCAACAUGGAGAUCGACCAGACCAAUGAGUGCGUCUACAAGUACGUCAAGGAGCAGUUCGCCAAGCUUGGCAGCAAGAACACCAUGAAGGUGUGGGCUCAGCACACUGGCAAGUGGUGGGUUGCGUCGCCCAAGCACUGGAACUUCACUGCUGCUGCCAAGGCUACGGAGCGCGUGUGGGGUGUCCAGCCCGACUUCACUCGCGAGGGUGGAAGCAUUCCCGUUACCCUGACCUUCGAGCAGGCCACUGGCAAGAACGUCCUUCUGCUGCCCAUGGGUAGCUCCACCGACGGUGCCCACUCCAUCAACGAGAAGCUGGACAAGCGCAACUACAUCGAGGGUAUCAAGCUUCUGGGUGCCUACCUGCACUACGUUGCCGAGGAGCCCAUGGCAUAA
This is a messenger RNA of Colletotrichum chrysophilum, 1431 nucleotides long. RefSeq names its product Cys-Gly metallodipeptidase (gene DUG1). The record is from RefSeq and is a predicted model, not a curated record. Gene Ontology annotation, molecular function: metallodipeptidase activity. Gene Ontology annotation, biological process: proteolysis. The transcript is spliced from 2 exons. Bases 1 to 1431 code for a protein of 476 amino acids. Lineage: Eukaryota; Fungi; Ascomycota; Sordariomycetes; Glomerellales; Glomerellaceae.